UGGAGGCCGCGGCCGCCUGAGGGGCGGGUGCGCUGCUGGUGCUGCUGCGGAGGCUGCCGGUGCUGCCGGGCAGCCGCCGGCUUACUCGCGUCCGCCGCCCGCGCGGGACCGCCGGUCGCCGUCCAGUUGCUCUGCCAGCCGCGGCGCCACGCGGGGACUCAGGCGUUCUUGCGAUGGUUUUCCUGGUCCUGUUAACCGUCAUUUCUUGCAGAGGUCUGUAGUGGUGAGAUUGGACCUCCUAACCCUACGGAUACGUUCACAAGAGCAGUGAUUCCCAGGUUUUCUCAGCAAUGUACUCCAUUUCCUGGCACACUUAACCACUGAUCUCCUUACAAGAAGAAAAUUUUGGUGAAGAGUUACCCAGCAAGGAAAGGACGUGUGGCUGUUAAGAUAGACAAGAAGAAAGGAGGCAAAUUCCAGCCUUUUAAGAAGUUGUUUGGCCGAAGGAAAAAGAAAGACCCUUCGUCGUCCCAGGAGGCGUGUGCAGGGGAUAAGAGUCGCUCUCCCCGGAGGGUCAGCAAUGGGACCUUCUCUUCAGAUGAGGAGACCCUAGAAGACAACCUAAGGUCCUUCAACUAUUCUAUGGGAACCCGGGCAUUUUCCCAUGACAGUAUUUUUAUCCCUGAUGGGGGAGCAGAAAGUGAGCAGACAGUUCAAGCAAUGUCACAGGACAACAUCCUGGGCAAAGUCAAAACUCUUCAGCGACAGUUGAGCAAAAACAUCAAGUUUGGGCGGCCACCACCCAGUGCCAUUCCCAUGAAGAAGGCAGACAGUGGUGAGGCCAGCUUAGAAGAGGAUCUGCUCCUGACCAGUCCCAUGGAGAUUGUGACUCACGAGGACGUCCCCCUCUCAGACACCGAGCACAAACCCAGUGACCCUCCAAGUUCUCAGAGUCCUCUGAAUCUGCCUGGAGCCAGGAGUGAGAUGGAAGACAAGGUGGCUCCCGUUAAACCAUCUCGGCCAAAAAGGCACUUGUCUUCUGCUGGAACCAUCGAAAGUGUCAACCUAGACGCCAUCCCCCUAGCCAUCGCUCGCCUGGACAACAGUGCCGCCAAGCACAAGCUGUCCGUAAAGCCAAAAAACCAGAGGGUGUCCAAGAAGCACCGGCGACUUGCCAGGGAUGGACCAAAUGAACAUGGUGGCCUUCCGUAUCAGCUCUCGCCAGACCAGAACGGACACUCGGGAGAAGACAAGCCAGUCUGGCAUGAAGAAGAGCCAGAGCUGCUGGACUCUGAAGAAGAGAAGAGGUGCCAAGAGGAAUACUGGCUGGAACUUGAGGCCAAGUGCAAACGGCAGAAGGCCGAGGCAGCAGAGAGGAGACGUCUGGAAGAGCAGAGACUCCAGGCCCUGGAGAGGAGGCUUUGGGAGGAGAACAGAAGGCAGGAACUCUUGGAGGAGAAAGGAGAAGACGAGGGAGAUGGGGCAGAACUACAGCUGGAGGCAGAAGAGAGGCAGCGCCAAGAGGAGAGGCAGAGACUGGAAGAGCAAGGGUGGAGGGAUCAGCUCAGGAGGCAGGAGGAGCUGGAGGAGCAGCAGAGGCUGGAAGCCGAGAAGCAGCGACAGCGGGAGGAGGAGCAGCGGGAAAGGGAGGAGCAGCGGCGGUGGGAGGAGGAGCAGCGGGAAAGGGAGGAGCAGCGGCGGCGGGAAGAGGAGGAGCGGCAGCUGGAAGAGGAGCAGCAGCGGCAAAGGGAGGAGCAGCUGCGUUUGGAAGAGGAGCAGCGGCGUUUGGAAGAGGAGCAGCGGCGGCGGGAGGGAGAGCAGCGGCAGCUGGAAGAGGAACAGCGGCGGCGGGAGGAGGAGGAGGAGCAGCGAGAACGGGAGGAGAGGCGGUGGCUGGAGGCAGAGGCAGCUGCCAGGAGGAGGGCAGAGCUGGGAAAGCGGGAGCAAGUGGAGGCCCUGAGGAGGCUGGAAGGGGAGCGUCGGGAAGCCGCGAGAGUGCACGAGGAGAAGUGGCAGCAGCUGGACGAAAAAAGGGGCUUGAGGAGUCCGAAGAUGGACUUUGCAGAGAAACCCCGGAAACGAGAGCACCUGCAGCCCGAGAAGCAAAGCGAAAGCUCCGAGGAAUCUAAGAUUGGCGAGAAGCAGAGUCAGGAGGCCGCGCCAGCCAGAGAGCAGCAGGGACAGCGCGGGGACGGUCCGGAGCCUGACCGUCGUGCGCGUCAGGAAGAGAGACCAGAAACUAGCGCGCAGCUUCCCCAGAAACAAGAGGCGCAAGUGGAAGAGACUCCCGGGGAGAAGGAGGAAGCCGCUGCCCCAGAAAAAGACAGAAAGGGGGAGGAACUCCGGUGGCAGGAAGUGGACGAGAGGCAGAGCAUGCCAAGGCCCUACACUUUCCAGGUGUCAUCGGGAGGGAAACAGAUUCUCUUCCCCAAAGUCAAUUUGAGCCCGGUGACACCCGCGAGAGAUGCGGGACUUGCCUCUGCUCCCCACGCGCCGAAGACCCCGCGAGCCGGCGCGACCUCCCACGCCCUGCCCUCCUCCCUAAGUGUCCCCCACACAGCCAUUCUGGUCACGGGAGCGCAGCUCUGCGGCCCGGCGGUCAACCUGAGCCAGAUCAAGGACACGGCAUGCAAGUCCCUCCUGGGCUUGGAAGAAAAGAAGCACGUUGACGUCCCCGCCCUGGAGAACCCGCCGCGAGCGCCUGUCGACCCCCGGGCAGGCAGCGGGAAGGUCAGGGCCGCCCAGGAGUCUCCGAGCAGUGCGGCCGCCCUCGCCGAAUGGGCGUCCAUUCGGUCCAGGAUCCUGAAGAACGCGGAGGGCGAGCAGCCUCGGCCCGGUGACGAGCACCCUCCCCGGGCCCGCAGUGAUUCCCGCGGGAACCUCCGGAGGACCCCCCCAGUAAAUGCCAAGUUCUCUAUUAUGCCCGCUUGGCAGAAAUUCUCUGACGGUGGCACCGAGACCUCCAAACAGAACACAGAAACAGAGAGCAUGAGAAAAAGAGCCUCGCUGGGACCCGGGGUGCCCCAGCCCCUGGCUACUAACGAGCUCCCCAAGGGUGCAGAGAAACCAGGGCCAGCAGACACCACGGAGGGGUGCAAAUUUGCCAAAGACCUCCCCUCUUUCCUUGUCCCCAGCCCUGCUUACCCGCCGCAGAAGGCAGUGGCCCAUGCGGAGCCCGGGGCCACUUCGGACGCUGAGACCAGCAGCGGGAGAGGGAAGCCAGACCCCUCGAUGCCCGGCCAGGAGGAAAAAGCCUCACCGUUUGGCAUAAAACUGAGAAGGACCAACUACUCCUUGCGCUUCCACUGCGACCAGCAGACGGAACAGAAGAAGAAGAAGAGGCACAGCAGCACUGGGGACAGCGCGGACGGCGGCCCCCCGGCCCCCGGGGGCACCAGGGGAGAGAAGGAGCCGGAAGCCGCGGCCGCCAAGCCGGGCCCGUCCCUGCCCCCUGAGAGGAAGCCCGGCCUGUCCGCCUGGAAGGACUUGGCCGAAAGGGCCCCCCCUUCUCCCGCCGCCGCCCCGGGGCCCCCGCCGGCCGCGGAGCACGACCGCGCGGCCCACAGAACGCCGCUGGCGCCGAAGCCCGCGCUGGCCCCCAAGCCUGCGGGUCAGACGCCGCCCCCGUCGCCGCUCUCCAAGCUGAGCAGGCCCUACCUGGUGGAGCUGCUGGCCCGCCGGGCGGGGAGGCCGGACCCGGAGCCCGGCGAGCCGGCCAGGGAGCCCCAGCAGAGCAGGGAGCCCCGGCCGCCGUCGCCGCCGCCGCCCCCGGAGCCGAGGAAGGCGCCGCCGAGGGACCAGGAGGAGGCGGUGGAGCCCGAGCGCAAACCCGCUUCCCCGGCUCCGCCGGCCGCCCGGCCGGAGAAGCCCUGCCCGACCCCCGAGCCCGGGAGAAGAGAAAAGCCGGUUCUUCAGAGCAGGCACUCUUUGGAUGGCUCCAAAGUCGCGGAGAAGGCGGACACCGCGCAGCCGCUGUGGAUAACGUUGGCGCUGCAGAAGCAGAAGGGCUUUCGGGAGCAGCAGGCGACGCGGGAGGAGAAGAAGCAAGCCAGGGAGGCCAAGCAGGCAGAAAAGCUCUCCAGAGAGAACGUCGGCGGCGGCCUGCAGCCCGGAGGCGGCGGCGGCGGCAGGGCCGGGUCCCCGCACAAGGCCCGCGCCCCGCCGGAGGAGAAGCAGCCCGAGACGGCCGCGUCCAGGCUUGAGCGCAGGGAGCAGCUGAAAAAGGCCAACACGCUUCCUACAUCUGUGACAGUGGAGAUCUCGGAUUCAGCGCCCCCCGCGCCGCUGGUGAAAGAAGUCACAAAGAGGUUCUCAACCCCGGAUGCUGCCCCUGUGUCAACAGAACCAGCCUGGCUGGCUUUGGCCAAAAGGAAAGCCAAGGCCUGGAGCGACUGUCCGCAGAUCAUUAAGUAGAGUGACUUUCAUCCACUCCUCCUGCCAGCUCUUGGCUCCUCUCUUGCCCUUGUUAUUUAUUUUUUAUAUGAGGUGAAGACACCACACUAGGGAAAAGCAGCAUGUGUUGUAGGCUCUAAAGUCAUGUGCAG
Molecule: messenger RNA, 4484 nt
Organism: Lontra canadensis (Northern American river otter)
Lineage: Eukaryota; Metazoa; Chordata; Mammalia; Carnivora; Mustelidae
Gene: CRACD
Product: capping protein inhibiting regulator of actin dynamics
Exons: 13
Coding region: 583-4353 (1256 amino acids)
Biological process (GO): negative regulation of barbed-end actin filament capping; maintenance of gastrointestinal epithelium
Source: RefSeq, a predicted model, not a curated record